UUUCAACUGCUCUUCACACCUCUUGGACCAGAUGGGAUCUACGUAUUGCCAUUUCUGCAUAUAAGUAUCUACAAUGCACCGGCACUUUUUUCUGUACUGUUAAACAUUGCGGGAUUGGUGGUGAUUUCACUUGCUUUCAAGGAGGACUAUACUGUAAUGCAUGCGGCAGCUGCUGCAAAGGGAAAUGCCGAAUUGCCUUCACCAUGCGUGAUUGCUGUGCUAGUGUGUGUCUCAACACGAUUUGUCCAGAUUUUCGGUUCAGCAACGAUCGCAACCCUUGGAUCGGCGUUUUCAAUGCUGAUGUUCUCGUUCAACAAGGAAGAAGCUGUGAUAGCGAGCGCCGCAUCACAUCUUGGCGCAGGAGUGAUCGGCGUCGCCCUCUAUUUUGUGUUCAUUUUCUACGACCUCACAAAAUGUAUACGUCCACGACGAGCGACUAUUCUCGUGAUGAUUUCUUAUGCUUGUCUGUUUUUGUUCACUCUACCCUGGCCGUUCCUACCAAGCAAAGUUGAAAUAUCAAUUAACGGUUCCGAUGCGGGUUGUUUCAGUGAUCGGUUUAGUUGGUGUGAUGACCUCACCCAAGUUUCUCCUGUUGUG
Ostertagia ostertagi is the source of this 597-nucleotide messenger RNA. NCBI's taxonomy places the organism in Eukaryota, Metazoa, Nematoda, Chromadorea, Rhabditida, Trichostrongylidae. The record is from the annotation of a GenBank genome assembly.